AGCACAAAACACGGACGUAAAUGAAUUUGCCAAACUUGUACAGUAUCACGAUCAAAUCUUGAAUAAGCUUACAAUAUAUGUAUUUUAAUUAAUUAUGAUACCAAAAUCAAGACUUGAAAUAAAUUUUUGUAGGUUACUUUCACAAUGUGAAGAGCUUGCUGGGCAACGCAAACAAAAUGAUUGGAGGCUGGAAAAGUAUGUGAAAGCAUUAGAAGAAAAACUGAUGGAGUUGAAGAAACUGAAUACUUGUCAGCCUAGUAAAGAAUCAUUAGCCGAAUAUACGAAAAAAGUUGAAUUUCUUAAAGGAGUUAUUAACGCAGACAAACUUCCUUCAGCAGUUGAAAAAGCAAUGGCAAACCAAUUGUUAUUCUCUGGACUUUCUUCUUCGCCUAAUUAUUCUCGAACAAAAGAAAUUCAUCUUCAAAAUCAGUCACGUUAUACCCAGGAGAUGAGAAAAGAACUUUUUGGCAGUAAAGAUGCAGAUACUGUACCUGUUGAUGGCAGCAGUGAUAGUAUUCGUCAGCGAAAGAGUCCCUCAGACACAUCACAGACAGAGGAUUUGGAUUCUGUAUUGCGAUAUCAUCAUAGUGUACAGGAAAAAAUUGCAUCAGAAAUGGUUACCUUAGCACAGAGUUUAAAACAAAAUUCUUUACUGGCUGGACACAUCAUAAAGAAAGACACAGAGGUCAUAGAAAAAUCCUCCAAGUUAGCAGAUAAAAAUUAUGGACAGCUGAAGAUUGAAAGUGACAGACUCGAGAAACAUGCUCACAGAUCCUGUAACUGGUGGUUGUGGCUGAUGAUAGGACUCGUUUGCCUGACAUUUUUAUGGAUGAUUAUGUUCAUUCGUCUGUUUCCACGUCGUGUAUGAAAGGUUUAAAUAGACAUGUAAUGUAAUGUAAAUAAAAAUAUACUUUUAAUGAAUUAA
Messenger RNA from Limulus polyphemus (Atlantic horseshoe crab), 925 nucleotides. RefSeq names its product vesicle transport protein USE1-like (gene Use1). Bases 95 to 868 code for a protein of 257 amino acids. NCBI's taxonomy places the organism in Eukaryota, Metazoa, Arthropoda, Merostomata, Xiphosura, Limulidae. The record is from RefSeq and is a predicted model, not a curated record. The transcript has 6 exons. Gene Ontology annotation, molecular function: SNAP receptor activity. Gene Ontology annotation, biological process: retrograde vesicle-mediated transport, Golgi to endoplasmic reticulum. Gene Ontology annotation, cellular component: SNARE complex; endoplasmic reticulum.